UGUGUUCAUUUCUUUUUCAUUUUCAAAAAAAGUCUAGAAGUUAUAAAUAGAUACGGACUCUGGCUUUCCUCCCUCAUCCUUGGUUUUGUCAUCAAGGUAGGCGCUUCUUUCUCCUCUGUUCCUUCUCUUUCGCUUUCUGAAGCGAUUUUAUCGUUUUGUUACCGAUAGAAACGGAGUUCUCUGAUUUCCAUAUUGUCAUCCUCCAUCCCUUUUUCUUUAGUAGAGGUGGUCUCGUUCGUUCCUUCCUUCGUUCACUCAUUCAAUCUGGUUUCCAUCCUAAGCAACUCUCGCAAUGGGGAAUUCCUCAUCUCUUCUUCCUCUCUUCCUCUGUUCUCUUCUCCUCUGCCUCUCUCUGUUCCAUAUUAAGCUCGCCGAUGCCUUUGGGACCGCUGAUGGAUCAGAGGAGUGGGGCUAUGUUCAAGUUCGGCCGAAAGCCCACAUGUUCUGGUGGCUUUACCGAAGUCCGCAAAGAGUCGACAGUGCUUCAAAGCCAUGGCCGACAGUACUGUGGCUGCAGGGUGGACCUGGAGGCUCGGGUGUCGGCAUCGGAAACUUCCAGGAGAUCGGACCACUGGAUACCGAUCAGAAGCCUCGGAACUCGACAUGGCUGCAGAAAGCUGAUCUCCUUUUUGUGGACAACCCGGUUGGGACUGGAUACAGUUUUGUUGAGGACAAACAAGCUUUUGUGAAGACUGAUUGGGAGGCAGCAACUGACCUGACCACCCUUCUCAAGGAGAUCUACAAUAAGAAUGAGACAUUGCAAACGAGUCCACUCUACAUUGUUGCAGAGUCUUAUGGUGGGAAGUUUGCAGUGACUCUUGGCGUAUCGGUCGCCAAAGCCAUCAAGGCUGGAGAACUGAAGCUUACAUUUGGAGGAGUUGCUUUGGGAGACACCUGGAUUUCGCCAGAAGAUUUUGUGUUGUCAUGGGGGCCUCUGCUUUUGGAUGUCUCGAGGAUUGAUUACAAUGGCGCAGACAAAUCAAACAGCUUAGCUGAAGAGAUUAGACAACAACUGGCAUCGGGGCAGUACGGGGAGGCCACGGAAACUUGGAAAUACCUCGAGGAAGUGAUUAGUUCGAGCAGUAACAGUGUUGAUUUUUAUAACUUUUUGCUGGAUUCCAAUGACGACCCUCUCUCUGCAAUGACAAUGGCAUCAUCAAAGAAAUUACAAAUAUCAGAGAAAUUAACCAUGAAGAAGAGAUACUCGAUGUAUCUAAGUUCCAAGGCUUCCUCCUCUGGUAGUCUCGAUGAUCUCAUGAAUGGUAUAAUUAGGGAGAAGCUACAAAUAAUUCCCAAGAAUGUAAGUUGGGGAGAGCAGUCCAAUGAUGUAUUUGACUCUCUGGCGAAUGAUUUUAUGAAACCCAGGAUCAGUGAGGUUGACGAGCUCCUUUUUCUGGGAGUCAAUGUCACUAUAUAUAAUGGACAGGUUGAUCUGAUUUGUGCAACCAAGGGCACCGAAGCGUGGGUUCGGAAGCUCAAAUGGGAGGGGCUGAAGAAUUUCACCAACUUGGAGCGAAAGCCUUUGUACUGCAAUAAUGAUGGAGUUACCGGGGGCUUUGUAAAGUCUUAUCGGAACUUACAUUUCUAUUGGAUCUUGGGAGCAGGACAUUUUGUACCAGUGGACCAACCUUGCAUUGCAUUAAAGAUGCUGGGUGACAUUGCUCAAUCUCCUGCAGCUUCUUCUUCGUAAAUAAGAAAUAGAGAAGGAAUCCCUUGCAAUAAAAGAACUAGUUUUUGAGUCCCUUCUCAUUAUUUCUUUUUGAUAUCAGUUAUUUUCUUUGAUAAUUGGGUAAGAUUGAAAAGGAAAUAGAAAGGAUGUGGUGUUUGCCUGGUAAUGCUUUUAUGGUGGGUGAGUAUGUGGCUGUAUAUUGCUGGGCAAAUAUAUAUAUAAAAAAAACAGAAUACAAUAAAUAGUCGGUAGAUGGUCCCUCCAUUUUGGUA
Molecule: messenger RNA, 1941 nt
Organism: Phoenix dactylifera (date palm)
Lineage: Eukaryota; Viridiplantae; Streptophyta; Magnoliopsida; Arecales; Arecaceae
Product: serine carboxypeptidase-like 51
Biological process (GO): proteolysis
Molecular function (GO): serine-type carboxypeptidase activity
Source: RefSeq, a predicted model, not a curated record